AUGUCGGGCAGAGCCGUAUCGCCCGGCGGGGCGCUGCUGAGGACAUCGCGCAUGUUCUCCAUCCCCAAGCCGCUGCCUGAGCCGCCGUCGACGAACCUCCAUAUCGGCGAUCACAAGUCUGCGACAAUGACGAGACCGUAUCCGCAGCACCAGUCCAUCACUUCGCCGCUGGCCUCGCGGGAGAAGGGCGACUGGGGCCUCAAGCGCCCGUUCCCUCUCAAGUCGACCAUGGCCACCUCGACGCCCUACAUCCGGAUCAAGCAGGUGGACACUGUUGAGAACGUCACCAACUUUGCUUCCGCGGCCGACCAUUCGCUGUCAUUAGAAAAGUUCCAAGAGUUGCGGGUGGCCAUGUCUGUGCCGUUCAACCCCGACAAGAAGUCACAUUCUGCUUCAACGCGGUCCGAGUUGUGGCACAAGUCGGUCUUUGAGGAGGAUAUGGAUCUCACAGAGUUCAAGGGCGGCCGGGGAGACGACCGGAGAUGGAAGUUCCAGGGCCCGUGGCUUGCGAGAAUGACCGAGGGAGAGUUUGUCGAGUACUUGAACAAGAAGGUUCGCCCCAAGAGGGCACACUUCCGAGCACUCCUCAAACAGAAACUCGCGGACGACAUCACGACGAGCCAGAACAAGGUUGCUUUGGACGAGGGUAGAGAGGCUCCCCCCAAGGUCGAGGUGCGAGACAUCACGGAGGCGCAGUUCACAGACUACCUGCGCGCAUUGCGCAACGACCGGGUGACAUUGUAUGCGCUCGUCUCCAAGUUCCUCGACCUGGCACCGCUGGGACAACCCGUCGGAAUCAUUCACGCUUUCUGGGCAGACCGGGACAGCGUUGCUCCCGACAGCCCCUAUGGCAAAUCCGGCCCGCCGCCGAGCCACCCCUCGGCCGGCAUCAGCUACCUACGGACCAACGCCUUCAUGGAGAACCACCCCGUCUACGGCCCCCAGGGCAAGAGAGCGCCCGCAUUGGCCCGAGUGGUGUAUCCCAAAACUGGUCCCAUCCCUCCCAAGUUGGGCGUCGGCGGUUUCGUCGCUGACGCCCCCUCCGGAGACAACGAGUUCAACCCGAGGUACGGCAGCAGAAUGUCUGUCAACAAGGGUGUGCUCAACGGCAUCACGCAUCUCGACACCACGACAUUUGGUGGUGCCAAGGCCUACGUCGAGGCUUCGACCGCCACCGUCGAUCCUAGCGGCAAGGUUGUCUUGCGACUCCGGGAGGCGGACCCCGAGGCCCAGGUUAUCGCGCGAGAGAGCAGAGGCCUUACCGAGAUUUACAACGACGGUCCGACGAAGAGCUAUGUUCCCAGCGAACAGCCCAGCCAGCAAUCAAAGCGUGUAUCAGAUGAGGCACGCCUGAAUCGUGUUGCUGAUGAAGUCUUGGGGGAGUCGUCUCGCUUUGAUAAGCCAUGA
This is a messenger RNA of Trichoderma reesei QM6a, 1407 nucleotides long. RefSeq lists its product as uncharacterized. The record is from RefSeq and is a predicted model, not a curated record. Gene Ontology annotation, biological process: mitochondrial translational initiation. Gene Ontology annotation, cellular component: mitochondrial small ribosomal subunit. NCBI's taxonomy places the organism in Eukaryota, Fungi, Ascomycota, Sordariomycetes, Hypocreales, Hypocreaceae. Bases 1 to 1407 code for a protein of 468 amino acids. The transcript has a single exon. Gene Ontology annotation, molecular function: structural constituent of ribosome.